AUGCCCGUCAUGGUAGAGGACAUCAUGAAGCUGCUAUGCACCCUCUCCGAGGACAGGAAGAUGAAGGCGGCCGUCAAGCACUCAGGGAGGGGCGCCCUGGUCACGGGCACCGUGGCCUUCGUCGGUGGCUUGGUGGGCGGCCCGCCAGGACUAGCCGUGGGGGGUGCCGUCGGGGGCCUGCUGGGCGCCUGGAUGACGAGUGGACAGUUUAAGCCGAUCCCGCAGAUCCUGCUGGAGCUGCCCCCGGCCGAGCAGCAGAAGCUGUUUAACGAGGCCAGCGCCAUCAUCCGGCACCUGGACUGGGCCGACGCCGUGCAGCUGACCACGCUGGUCAUGGGCAGCGAGGCCCUGCAGCAGCAGCUGCUGGCGAUGCUCGUGGGCUACAUCACCAAGGAGCUACGGGCGGAGAUUCGGUACGAGGACUAGGCCGCCCCUGCCAGCGACUCUGGCUGUGCCUUGAGAUAACCCUGGGGCUUGUGGGGUUCCACAGGGUGCUGGGGGAGCCUCCACCCGGAGUGGGGUCUCCUGCUGGAGAGGCUACCGCUGUACUGUGACGUGUUCUAGAAAUUACUUACCAGCGUGCCCUGGCGGCCCUUUGACCCGGAAGCCGUUGGGAAGCAAGGGCGCGUCCAUCUCAGGCCUCAGAGGCAGUUUUCUGCGUUCCCUGUCAGGUGCUUGGGCGUCUGGAGGAAGUCCCCGUGCUCCCAGUACGCUUCCUUCGCCCUCCCUUCUUCCAAGCACCUGUGCAGGAACCGGCCCCUCCGGCCAGGGUCUCAGGACCCCGAGCGACCUGUGCCAGAAUCGUGUUUACCUCCCGGGCGUGCUGCGCCCUGCCCACUGACUCCCGAGCGGCUUCCCAGAGGAGGGGGCCAGCUGUUGAGCCAAGCUGCAAGCAUGAGGCGCGGUGGGCCCUGCUCCCGCUCGCUACACACCCAGCUCUCCCCCCUGAGAAACCCUGGUCACGCUUGAGUUCGCGUUUCAGAUGAAACCGUUUCCUUAGGAGGCGCUGCUCUUUCUGAAGCGGUGGGUUCAGAAGCCGUCUCUAAGAAAUGUCCGUAGCCCGAGGACUGCCCUGACCCGUGCUCCAGUGACAAUAAAUUCUCCUCUGAA
This is a messenger RNA of Oryctolagus cuniculus (rabbit), 1110 nucleotides long. NCBI's taxonomy places the organism in Eukaryota, Metazoa, Chordata, Mammalia, Lagomorpha, Leporidae. The record is from RefSeq and is a predicted model, not a curated record.